AUGGUCUCAAAUUGGCGUGGGAUCAGGGUCACAAGAAGGUGCAACUUCAACUCGAUUCCUCGACGGCCAUCAGGAUGA
Molecule: messenger RNA, 78 nt
Organism: Linum tenue
Lineage: Eukaryota; Viridiplantae; Streptophyta; Magnoliopsida; Malpighiales; Linaceae
Source: the annotation of a GenBank genome assembly